Lotus japonicus is the source of this 1505-nucleotide messenger RNA. RefSeq names its product signal recognition particle 43 kDa protein, chloroplastic. Bases 217 to 1350 code for a protein of 377 amino acids. The record is from RefSeq and is a predicted model, not a curated record. The transcript has a single exon. Gene Ontology annotation, molecular function: protein binding. NCBI's taxonomy places the organism in Eukaryota, Viridiplantae, Streptophyta, Magnoliopsida, Fabales, Fabaceae.
UUUCAUUGGCGCCAAUAUCCAAAGUGUAUUGCAAAAGUGAAGUGUAGAGAAAAAAACAAAACACAUUCAAUCAAUCGUAACCACAAAGUGGAUGUGAUUCCUUAUCCUGUAAACUCAACUCUCCAUUCCAUCUCUCUCAGCUGCCACAUGUUCAACAAAUUAUCAAAACCACAAACACAGCAACACACACACACACUCUUCAUUUUUAGUUAAGUUAUGGAAGCUGUUUUCCUCACCAAACCUUCUUCUUCUUCUCACCUCAAAUUCAAACCACCUCCAAACCCCAACUUCCUCUUUCCCCACCACCGCCAAUCUCUCCCCAUCCGCCGCCGCAAACCCCUUCACUUCCCCGCCAUCUCCGCCGCACUCCAAAACCAGCAGGAAGCCCCCAAUGACACUGCUCAAGAAGAUGAAUCCUACGGCGAAGUCAAACGAAUCAUCGGCAGCAGAGCCCUUCCCGACGCCACCGCCAUGGAGUAUCUCAUCGAGUGGAAAGACGGCCACGCGCCGUCCUGGGUCCCCGCUGAUUUCAUCGCAAACGACGUCCUCGCCGAGUACGAAACCCCCUGGUGGACCGCCGCAAGGAAAGCCGACGAGGCCGCGCUUAAAAACAUCCUAGACACCGGCGAUGACCGCGACGUCGACGCUGUUGACACCGAAGGCCGCACCGCACUCCUCUUCGUCGCUGGACUCGGCUCAGAGCCCUGCGUGAAGGUGCUAGCAGAAGCCGGCGCGAACAUCGACCACCGCGACAACGCCGGUGGGAUGGCGGCGCUGCACAUGGCGGCGGGGUAUGUAAGGCCUGGCGUGGCGAAGCUGCUGCUGGAGCUGGGCGCGGAUCCGGAGGUGGAGGAUAAACGCGGGAGGACGGCGUUGGAUCUGGCGAGGGAGCUGCUGAAUGCGACGCCGAAGGGGAACCCGAUGCAAUUUGGGCGGAGAGUGGGGCUGGAAGGGGUGGUUAGGGUUUUGGAAGGGGCGGUGUUCGAGUACGCGGAGGUGGAGGAGAUAUUGGAGCGGAGGGGGAAGGGUGAGAAUUUGGAGUAUCUCGUGCGGUGGAAGGACGGUGGUGGAAACGAGUGGGUGAAUGCGAGGUUUGUGGCGGAGGAUCUGGUGAGGGAUUACGAGGCGGGGCUGGAGUACGCGGUGGCGGAGGCGGUGGUUGGCCGGAGAGUUGGGGAUGAGGGGAAGUUGGAGCUGUUGGUUAAGUGGGUUGAUUUGGAACAGCCCACUUGGGAGCCCGAGGAGAAUGUGGAUCCUGAGCUUGUUAAGCUCUAUGAGCAAAGUAACAAUCAAGCCCAGCCCAGUAGUAAUGGGCCUGCUUCGAAUCAGGAUGGCCCAGAAACUUUGUAAAUUUACUUGAGCCCAUAUUAAUUGUUCUUUUGCUUAAUCAUAUACAAUUUUGCAUUUUGGUUGUCACUUACUAGUAGUGUAAUGGAAUUCGAGAAUGUGCAUUCAUUAUUAUGAGAAUUCGUAAGUAAUGUGUGAAAUGUGAAAGAGAUUCAAGA